AUGACUGCACCCAACAGCACCUACGAUGUGAUAGUGGUCGGCGGAGGCAUAUCAGGGUUGAGUGCCGCAAAGCUGUUGAAAUCCAGUGGCCUGAGCCCUGUGGUGCUGGAGGCCCGAGAUCGCGUCGGGGGGCGGACCUUCACAGUGCAGAAUAAGCACGCGAAGUGGGUUGAUUUGGGCGGAGCUUAUGUCGGUCCAACGCAGAACCGGAUCCUGAGAUUAGCCAAAGAGUACGGCGUGCAAACCUACAAAGUGAACGAGCGUGAAAAUCUGGUACACUACAUCAACGGAAAAUCCACCCCAUUCAAAGGCUCCAUCCCUCCCAUAUGGAAUCCAUUUGUUUAUAUGGACUUCAACAGCUUCUACCGGACAAUGGACGAAAUGGGCAAAGAGAUUCCCAUAGAGGCCCCAUGGAGAGCCCCACACGCCGAGGAGUGGGAUAAAAUGACUAUGCAACAACUCAUAGAAAAGAUUUGCUGGACCAGUGCUGCCCGCCGCUUCGCCAAACUGUUUGUAAAUGUGAAUGUGACGUCAGAGCCCCAUGAGAUCUCAGCGCUGUGGUUCCUCUGGUAUGUGCGCCAGUGCGGAGGGACCAUGAGGAUCUUCUCCACCACCAAUGGAGGACAGGAGAGGAAGUUCCAGGGCGGCUCCAGUCAGAUCAGUGAGGCCAUGGCUAGAGAGCUGGGAGACCAGGUCAAACUGCAGUCCGCCGUCUACAAGAUCGACCAGAGCGGAGACACAGUCGUGGUGGAGACUGUGGACAAACAAAUCUACAAGGCCAAAUAUGUGAUAUUAGCCAUCCCCCCAGGAUUAAACCUUAAAAUCCACUUCAGCCCUGAGCUCCCCCCUUUAAGGAACCAGCUGAUCCACCGGGUUCCCAUGGGCUCGGUCAUCAAGUGCAUGGUGUACUACAAGGACAACUUCUGGAGGAAAAAAGGGUAUUGUGGAAGUAUGGUGAUUGAGGACGAAGGGUCUCCCAUAGGUCUGACCCUUGAUGACACAAAGCCUGAUGGGACUGUUCCUGCUAUUAUGGGAUUCAUCCUGGCCAGCAAGUGCAGAAAGCUGUCAGACCUGACCAAAGAAGAGAGGCUGAAGAGGAUCUGUGAGAUCUACUCCAAAGUCCUGGGUACAGAGGAGGCCCUGCAUCCAGUGCACUAUGAGGAGAAGAACUGGUGUGAAGAAGAGUACUCUGGAGGCUGCUACACUGCCUGUUUCCCCCCAGGAAUCCUCACCCAGUACGGCAGGGUACUGAGGGAGCCCUGUGGGAGACUGUACUUUGCAGGCACAGAGACUGCCACAGCAUGGAGCGGAUACAUGGAGGGGGCAGUGGAGGCAGGAGAGAGGGCAGCCAGAGAGAUAAUGUGUGCAAUGGGUAAACUUCAUAAGAGUCAGAUCUGGCAAACAGAGCCUGAAAGUCUGGAUGUACCCGCUCUGCCCUUCAUCACCACCUUCUGGGAGAGGAACCUGCCUUCAGUCGGUGGCUUCAUCAAUUUCAUGAGAGUCUCCACCCUCCUGUGUGUUGCCACGGCAGCGGGGGUCCUCGCUUACAAGAAAGGCCUGAUACCGCGAAACUAAACCUUAUGAAAAGAUGCUGCUCUAAUACUUUCAAAGCACUGGCCCACAUUGCAAAGUAGUUAAGCGUGUAAGGUAAAAAUCUGUCUAAUACACAAUGAAAAUAGACAAGUGAACUAAAGCUUGCAACACACUUUUGAAAUUCUGUUUUCAAUUUAAUGAAGGUAAAAGAUCAGACUAAUAAUACAGCAAUCAGUACUAUUGUUUUAUCCGUUGCCAAUGACAUGAUCUGAACGUGAUGCUUACUGUGUGCUUGAGUUGUGUGAGUGUGUCAGUGUCCGUUUUGUAACUAAGUUUGUCUAAUUACCUCUGAUUUUAGGUGCUGAAUCAUUACAAACUGUAGCCACAGUAUUUGAAAUUUUAAAAAUCGUGCCAUUUUGUACUAAAGCACUAAAGGGGCAUACCUAUCUUUACAAAUUGAGAAUACAUCUAUAGUUGAGUGUCUUACUACAAAAUAAGGCUUUGGACUUAAGUGUGGAUAUUGUUGAAGCUAUUUUCACUGAGUAAUACUUAGAUCUUUGCACUCAGCUGAUGUUUAUGGUUUUAAAUAGUACAUGUGUUGAAGGCAUUUGAAUGUAUUUACUGUAGAUUGGAUGGAACAUACAGAUCAGAUAUUUUUAUUUAAGUACAUUUAGUUUAAAGUUAGAUAUUUUUAUAUGUAACUUAAUCAAAAUUUUAGCCAUACAAUAGGCCUAGUAUUAUGUUUAACUGUUGAACUUUCAUAGCAUCAGUAGCAUCCAUUGUUGCACUGUAGACUUGCACAAUAAUUAUAAAGUAUAUGAGACAAUUUAAAGAGGAGUAAUAGACAAAUAUAUAACACAAUCUCAAUUACUUACCAGCUAGAUGAAGGCAGUGCUUAAAAUUAUCCCACAAAUGGAAAUCUUUGUAAGGAGAGACCAUGGAUCUAUCUAUAUCUAUGGAAAAGAUGCAAUCCUGCCAAGUUGUCAGCUGGAGUAUGAUCUAAACUUUUGGUAGUCAUGUCUUGUAGCUUCAGAGAUCUGUCCCAAAGAAAGAUGUGUUGAGUGUGGUAUUUGUUGUGCCUUAUUGGAUGUUAGUGAUUUGUCAUUUCUCUUAAGUGCCUGUGUGAUGCUAACACUCAAUCUUAACCUGAACUGGCCUCAUCUUGCACCUGCUAUAGAGGCCCACUGUCACAUACAAAUACGCAUAUUCUGUUAUGGCCAGUGGUGGAAGAAGUAGUCAGUUUUGUUACUGAAAUAAAAGUACAGAUACCAGAGCAAAAUACUCAAGUGAAAUUAUCACAUGAAAUAAAUCUUCUGAUGUGAAAGUAUUAAAAUACCUGUUUAAAAUUGUACUUAAAGAAUAAAAGGUAAAAGUGUUUUGUUUAGAUUUUGGGAUCUAAUAAAGCUUCAAAUGUAGUGAUUUUGAUAAAAAGUUGUGCUAAAUUUAAAUUCAGUAUGAGAUUUACAGAGGAACGGCAGUAGCUCAGUUGGUAGAGCAUUCGCCCACUGAUCUGAAAGUUGGUGGUUUGAUUCCAGCUCUUGACAUAAACAUCACAAGUUGAGCGGUCAGAUCCACUGAACCUCAGGUUGGUGUGAUUCCAGCUCCCACAGAUGAAUGCUGUCGUUGUGUUCUUGGGCAAGACACUUAACCCACCCUUGCCCACAGUGUCUGCGUACACUGGUGUGUGAAUGGGUGAGUGGUUGCUUGUUGUAUAGUGCUUUGAGUGCCUUGAAGGUGGAAAAGCACUGUAGAAAAAUGUGACCAUUUACCAUUUAAAUUUUAUUAAACAGAAACAAUUAAAUCAAUUGUUUUUUGUAGGUAUUUUUAUUAGUUUUUAUAUUUUUGUUUGCUUAAAUUAUGAAGGUGUUAAAAAUAAAUCCUCUGCCUUUUUGGCAGGUCUCAAACAAUAAUAAAAAAUACUUUUAUUUUUCAGUCCUUUCCAAAAAUGUAGUGGAGAAGAAAGUACAGAUACUAGCUUUCAAAAGUUGUGAAGUAAAAGUUAAAAGUAUUCACUUUAAAAUGUACUUAAGUAAAGUACAGAUAAGUAUAGUACUUUACUACAUUUACUUUGUUACAUUCCACCACUGGUUACGACUACUAUUAUUACAGCUAUAAUGGAUGAUCACAGACUGUAGUGCUUAUAAGACAAAAAAACAAGGUUAUCACAAAGUUUAAAAGUCAAUAUCUAGUUUCAGAAUCUGCUCAAUUUGGUUUUAACAUGUUUUCCACUGUGAAUUGAGAGCUCUGACUGUUCAAAUCUCCCAUCUUCAGUAAAACAGUGUGUCUAGUCUUGUGGUUUAUGUGAGAGAAGGUUUUACAGUGAUCCAGAUUGUAAGUUCUUUUAAAAUGUGUCAAUGUUUACGUUUAACUGAACAACCCCUGACCAUAACUGACCAUCACUGACCAGUGGUGUAGCAAUCGCAGGUGCAGCCGGUGCGAUGCACCGGGCCCAUGGCACUUUGGGGGCCCAUUGCAGGCACCCUCCCGGGGGGUGAGCCCCAGGCCUUGUGCAACUACACUAUGCCACUGUCACUGACACAAUGUAUUCUCUGAUGUGUAUGGCUAGAUCUGUAGGUGUAUGUCUGUGUCCAACAUGUCUCUGUGACUAAGUCUCGUAAUUGUUCCUGUUACAGGGGCGGACUGGAAAAAUCCAGAAUGGCCGUCCCGGCCGUCAGCCUUACUAACAGGAGAGGGAGCUAAUAUGAUAAUUUGCCCAUUUGUCAAGCAUGAAUUGCAUAGGCCUAAAAAGUGACAAAGAAGGGUGGGUUACUCAUUGGUUUCAAUACAUGUCAAAGAUGUCAAACAGAAAAUGUAAGGCAACAUGAUUUAGGUAUUUUUGUUAAGAAACAAUCAGAAGUAGUUAAUCUUUGUGUGUUAUCUUCAGUUAUUUCAUUAUUGAUUUACCAGUUUGGUCCCAGUCCGUCCCUGUUCCUGUACAAUCUACUUUGAUGUAAUUAUUUCUUUAAACAA
This is a messenger RNA of Boleophthalmus pectinirostris (great blue-spotted mudskipper), 4503 nucleotides long. RefSeq names its product monoamine oxidase (gene maoa). Gene Ontology annotation, molecular function: oxidoreductase activity. The transcript is spliced from 15 exons. The record is from RefSeq and is a predicted model, not a curated record. The coding region runs from base 1 to 1575 and encodes 524 amino acids. NCBI's taxonomy places the organism in Eukaryota, Metazoa, Chordata, Actinopteri, Gobiiformes, Gobiidae.